This is a messenger RNA of Phalaenopsis equestris, 1798 nucleotides long. RefSeq lists its product as uncharacterized. NCBI's taxonomy places the organism in Eukaryota, Viridiplantae, Streptophyta, Magnoliopsida, Asparagales, Orchidaceae. Bases 580 to 1362 code for a protein of 260 amino acids. The record is from RefSeq and is a predicted model, not a curated record. Gene Ontology annotation, cellular component: nucleolus. The transcript has 7 exons. Gene Ontology annotation, biological process: maturation of SSU-rRNA from tricistronic rRNA transcript (SSU-rRNA, 5.8S rRNA, LSU-rRNA).
UUCCCAUGAGAUUGACGUUCGAAAUCCAGAAGGAUUUUUUUAUUUUUUGCGGACCACCCGCCUCCCUUGGCAUCUCUUGCCGCGUGCCCUAGCUCUGCGAUUUUUCGCGUCCUAGCCGCUUGUGCCAAGCAUUUGCACGGGCCUUCCGCUCUCGUCGGCGAAGCUAUUGUCGGGUAAAUCUCGCAUUGAGGCUCCUCCACCUUGCCAGUCCUAGCCCCCUUUCACGUGAAGCCCUCGCGAGAUCCCAGAUCUCUCGCCUCUCCUUUGGUUGCUCGCGACCGAAACCCUCGGCUACCCCUUCCACCGUAGAAUCCUCCUCCGACGUGCGAGCAUCCCGCUGGCAUUUCACGGAUUGUCGUCGCCUCUUUCGCACGCAGGACUGAGGGACAAGCUUCUCCACCAAGCACCUUGCCGACCUUCAUUUCCUGGUGGUCGGUAACCUCUCCAGAGUGCCUCACCGUGGACCGAACACCGACGACAUCACAACGCGAAAGCGUGGGCUUCCUCUCUCCUUUUGAGCAGAGCUUCUUCUCCGACUUCGCCAAACAACAAACAACCAACACGACAGAAAGAAGGAAAAUGUCGGAUUCAGAAGUCAAAGUGACUCGCAGGCAAAAGAGAAAAACAAAGAAGAGGGUACAAUCAGAUUUAGAUUGUAACACCAGCGAGAAACAUGCCAAUACUGCAGGUGAAGUGCAGGAAUUGGAUGCUGAGCUUGACUUGAGUGGACUCUCCAUGGCAGAAAAGCUUGCUAGGGUUGAGUUGAUCGGUGAUGGUGAAGCCAAAAAUGCUACUGAGACGGAAGCGCCUCCCCCUACAACCAUUCCAACUGCUGAUUCCUUGCAUGUUUUGUUGAAGCAAGCAAUUCAUGCUCAAGAUCAUGCAUUACUGGUGGAGUGUUUGUCCACUACUGAUGGAAAGGUUAUCACAAAUUCAACUGCACUUCUCAAUCCCUCAGAUGUUCUCAUGCUUUUGAAAUCCCUUUUGUCUCUGAUUGAAUCAAGAGGUUCACUUCUGAUACAUGCAAUUCCAUGGCUAAGAAGUCUUCUUCUUCAACAUGCAAGUUGCAUAGCAUCACAGGAAUCAUCCUUUCUCAUUCUGAACUCUUUUUGCCAGCUUAUCGAUGCGAGGAUUUCAACAUACCAAACUGCUCUUCAGUUAUCAGCUUCUUUGGAUUGUCUUUGUGCUAAGAUUCCUGAAGCUGAAGAGAGCUCUUCUCCAGUGGUAAUCUAUGAGGAUAAUGAUAGUGAUGAAGAGGAAGAGUACGAUGAGACGAUGGAGAUCGAUGAGGAAAGCGAUGGGCUCGGGGAUGUGAUUGAUUCAGCACAUAAUUCUGAUGGAAGUGAUAUCAUGAGUGAUUGAAUGGGCCAAAGCAUUCUCAGUUCGAUGGCCAAGUUAUGGUGGUUUGAUUUCAGUGAAAAGGAUGAUUCAUAUGUUCAUUCAAGUUUGAAAAUCGUUGUGAUAAUUGUGAUAAUAAUAAUAUUAUUAUUAUUUAUUUGAGAAAGUAUUAGAAAAUGAUUUUAUUGGACAACAUUGUAUCAGAUUCAGGAGCCGUCUGGACACAAUUCUCGGUCUCUGAUUCAGAAUCAAACUCGAGUAGAACUAGAUGUUUUCAUCCCAUAUUUAUCAUGAAUUAUAUGCGUCUGUAGGAGUGUUGUUGGUUACUCCAUGAAUCCAGCAAAUGAAAGUAAAUGCUACAGCUGCGGCUACUGUAGGCAGGAAUCCAGGCAAAUGAGGGGUAGAUGCUACUGCUGUGGCUGCCAUAGGCAGGAAUUCUGGUAAAGGAAGGUUGAUACCA